This is a messenger RNA of Sander lucioperca (pikeperch), 3061 nucleotides long. Its product is annotated as mitogen-activated protein kinase kinase kinase 7-like. Lineage: Eukaryota; Metazoa; Chordata; Actinopteri; Perciformes; Percidae. Gene Ontology annotation, biological process: positive regulation of canonical NF-kappaB signal transduction; protein phosphorylation; JNK cascade. The transcript is spliced from 14 exons. The record is from RefSeq and is a predicted model, not a curated record. The coding region runs from base 213 to 1730 and encodes 505 amino acids. Gene Ontology annotation, molecular function: magnesium ion binding; ATP binding; MAP kinase kinase kinase activity.
ACGGCGACGAAAGUGCCCGGAUGUUCACCGCUCUAGGCAACAUCGCUGCGCUAGCUGCCUGCUGGUUCCCCACUUCCUGAAUUCACAGCAACAGGAGCCAACUUUACUGACACCGGAGCGUAUAAUUUUGUCCCGAUAACCACACGAUAAGCUUUGGGUUUUGAACUCCAGCGUCGUCGGCUUGCGUCGAGGAGUGUCGCCGCUCUGCUGCGAUGGUGGAGACUCCAGCGGGCUGUCUGUUUGAAGACAUCCAGUACGAAGACAUCCAAGUUGAAGCGGCUGUUGGCAGAGGGACAUUUGGAGUUGUCUUCAAGGCCGUAUGGAAAGGAAAAGAUGUAGCAAUCAAGACCAUUGAGAGUGAGAAUGAAAGGAAUGCUUUCCUCGUUGAGCUCCGCCAGCUCUCCCGGGUCAAUCACCCCAACAUUGUUAAGCUGUACGGCUCCUGUGACAACCCAGUCUGUCUGGUCAUGGAGUAUGCAGAAUGUGGCUCGUUGUAUAACCUCCUGCACAGCGCAGACCCACAGCCCCACUACACAGCCUCGCACGCCAUGAGCUGGUGUCUGCAGUGUGCCGAGGGAGUUGCCUAUCUGCACGCUAUGAAGCCAAAGGCCUUAAUUCACCGAGACCUCAAACCACCAAAUCUGCUGCUCGUGGCUCGUGGCACGGUGCUGAAGAUCUGUGACUUUGGAACAGCGUGUGAUAUUCAGACCUACAUGACCAACAAUAAAGGCAGCGCAGCCUGGAUGGCACCAGAGGUGUUCGAAGGCAGUAACUACAGUGAAAAGUGUGACGUGUUCAGUUGGGGCAUCAUCCUGUGGGAGGUCAUCACACGCAAGAAACCCUUUGAUGAGAUCGGCGGCUCGGCGUUUUGUAUAAUGUGGGCCGUCCACAGAGGUACGCGGCCGCCCCUGAUCAAGGACCUUCCCCAGCCCAUAGAGACUCUGAUGACUCGCUGCUGGGACAAAGAACCCAGCCAGAGACCGUCCAUGGAGGAGGUGAAGAACACCAUGAGCCAGCUCAUGAAGUACUUCCCAGGCUCUGAUGAACCACUCAAGCUCCCUCACCAGUCCUCAGACAGCAGAAGCGGCUCCUCGUCGGCCACAAGCACAGACUCGUAUGCGGACUACACCAUCAACAGUAACAAGAGUGACGACAACUCCGAACACAGGAACUCUGUCGGCAGAGAAGAAACCCUGAAAAGCUUUGAGGCUAAAUUUCCACUCCAGUUCAAACCCUCGAAGACAGCCACGCUGCGUGCUGGGCUGUCCAGAGGGCCCAGUGUAGACAGCCAGCCAGGACGCUGCCAAAGCCCCACGCACUGCACCAGCCCUGUAACCACCACCAACCAAUCAGAGUUGAGGAUGACGUUUUGUCCCACAGCUACCAAUGGUUUGGACAGCUCCAUUCCCCUGGCCUACCUGAAACUGGAUCACCAGUUACAGCCGCUGACUCCGUGUCCAAACUCCAGAGAGUCCAUGGCCGUGUUCGAGCAGCACAUCAGGAUGGCGCAGGAGUACCUCAAAGUCCAGUCAGAGAUCGCUCACCUCGCUCUGAGGAAACAGGAGCUAAUGUCUGAGCUGGAGCAGGACCAGAGGGAGCAGCAGACUUCGUCGCGACUCAUCCAGGAGCACAGCAAGCUGCUGGAGGAGAACAGCAACAUGUCUGCCUACUGCCAGGGCCUGAAGAGCAAACUGAGCCUGAUCAAGAGUCAGAACCAGCACCACAGCUAGGAACAGGAGCACCGCCGCCGCAAACGGUCCACAUCUCCUCUGUUGUCCCUGACGGAUGAGAGGAAGCACUCCAUGCACCCACCGUAAAGUAGGGAAGCCCGUUAACCCGAAAAAAAAAAUGAACAUAUUUUACUUGCCACAAAACAUUGUACCAAGAUAACUUUAACACAGACGGGGCUAAGUGGGCAGAACGUUGGUCCUCUAACAGAAAGCGUGCUCCAUAUCUCCGGUUCUGGCUGUUGGAAUGUAAGUGCUACGACAAACAAUUAGUUUUAGCGACCGCACCAACUAAAUCGCAGCCCAGGCAUUUCCAGUCGGUACCAAAAAUUCCCUCAAGAACACCAGUGUAGAAGGCGUCGUCACCACAGGACAAUAAGUGAGUUUUUAUUCGAUUUUUAUAAAAAUUACACUUUUGACGCAAGACAUUUCGAUUUCCUUUGACUUUAAAUAUAAAAUAUGAGUUAUCUUGAGAUAACUGAGCUGUGAGAUUAAGGAGACGUAACAAAAUAAUUUAGCAGCUGCCACAUCCCGUCCGGGCCUCCUCCGUACAUUUGAUGACGGGGAGGGUCGGACAUAAAACUCAACGUUCAUUUUUAAUAUUUCACGACGGUGUUGAUAUGGUGGGACCAAUGAGAUUCACGUGGACUUGUACUCUGAAAAUGGACUUUGAUUCAGAAAAAAAAACGUCACGGGGUCCGAAGGUGAGCGUCCUAUUUAGUAUUUUCUUUCUUUUUUGGAGUUGUUGUAAAAGUAACUACUAUUGUAAUACUACUUUUUAUAUAUUCUGUUUUAACACACCCAUUGUAUUGUGUUUUAUGAAAAGAGGAGCGGUAUUAUUUGAAACCAAUUUUGACUGUGAAUACAAGACUUACCAAAGGAGUUGUGCUUCAGAGACAUGCUGCCUCGGAGCACGGGGGUGUUUGAAAUGGAAAUAACUAGAAUAAUGAACCUGGCAGGCAUUUCUAUACCUAUCUGUUUAAUUUCUUUUUUUUUUUUCUUGGGUUACUUUUUACACACACAGUUAUAUUUCACCGAAUUAUGUUAACAUUGUUCUGCACUGCACUUACAGUAUUUGGGUCAAAGAAUGGUGUUGCGCACGUGUUGUAGCCUCACUUUGGUUUUGGGGGAUUUCUAUGACAGUGGGUGACUUUGGGAUGGAUUGUUGUUUUUAAUGCAUUUCUUCAAACGUUGCCUAAGGAUUGUUCCUGUACAGUUCAUUUAUUUUUUUUUUUUUCCAUCUCGGUUUGUUUUAUAAAACAUUUCUCCUGCGAUUUUAAAAAUGUACAGACUGCAAUGAUGUGCUUUUAGAGAGUAAAACAAAGUUUGUAGUA